CCGAGGUCAUCUAACCCAGACGCGUCUUUAGAGAGCAGACGCGACGCGGGCCUGCGGGAGCGGACAAGCCAACCAGCGCCCAUACCUCGGGACAAAUGACUCCCCUGUGCCCUCGCCCCGCGCUCCGCCACCAUUUCUUUACGUCCCUGUUCCGCCCAGCGUUUAAAGACGCGUGCAGCGCCGGGCGGAGAGCUGAAGCCGCGGGGCCUCUCUUCCGGCCGCUGUCCAGCACUCGUAGCCUGAGCCGGGGCUGCCGCGCGACACCCGCCAUCUCCCCCAGCAAGCGGCCCCGGCCUGCGGAGGGCAGCAUGCGGCUCCGCUUUGUCCGGCUCUCGGAGCACGCCACCGCCCCCACCAAGGGGUCGGCUCGGGCUGCGGGCUACGACCUGUACAGUGCCUAUGAUUAUACACUGCCACCUAUGGAGAAAGCCCUGGUGAAAACGGACAUUCAGGUAGCUCUUCCUUCUGGGUGCUACGGAAGAGUAGCUCCCCGUUCUGGCUUGGCUGCAAAACACUUCAUUGACGUAGGAGCUGGCGUCAUAGAUGAAGAUUAUAGAGGAAAUGUGGGUGUCGUACUCUUUAAUUUUGGCAAAGAAAAGUUUGAAGUCAAAAAGGGUGAUCGGAUUGCACAGCUCAUUUGUGAACGGAUUUUUUAUCCAGAAAUAGAGGAAGUUCAGGUUUUAGAUGACACUGAGAGGGCUUCAGGUGGUUUUGGUUCCACUGGGAAGAACUAACAUUUGUGCCAAGAAUAGAAAAUGAGAAAACAUACUUUUUCUUAAAGAGUUUUUGCUUGUGGUGUUUUGCACAUGUGUAAACAUAAUAGGUUUAGCUUCUAAAACUGUUGGGUUCUCAUAGGAUUAAGGAAAAGAUACCUCUGUUGGGUUCCCAUAAAACCUCAAUUCCUUAUGCUUUUACACAUCUGAUUAUUGUAUAAAUCUGUGUGGUGACCUAAUACAAACUCUAUUUUUUAAUCAAAUGUAUAUCAAUUACAGAUCCAGAAAACCCUGUAUUAUUUAAUUCACUAAAUGCUUCCUCUUCAACUUAUUUAAUUGCUUUGUAAAUCAUAAGCAGUGCCUUUCAUUCAAUAAAUUUGAAUUCUUUUACAGAUACAAAUUAUUGUAUAAAGUGAACUAAAAAGAUAAUAAAAAGAAGUUGAAGUUA
Messenger RNA from Ailuropoda melanoleuca (giant panda), 1161 nucleotides. It is a transcript of the gene DUT, whose product is annotated as deoxyuridine triphosphatase. The record is from RefSeq and is a predicted model, not a curated record. Gene Ontology annotation, biological process: dUMP biosynthetic process; dUTP catabolic process. The transcript is spliced from 7 exons. Gene Ontology annotation, molecular function: magnesium ion binding; dUTP diphosphatase activity. The coding region runs from base 96 to 734 and encodes 212 amino acids. Lineage: Eukaryota; Metazoa; Chordata; Mammalia; Carnivora; Ursidae.